AUGACAGUAUUUCUUAUAGAUGACUCCCUACAUAUUACCAAUGUUGACCCUCCUCCUCUGGUCCUCCCGGCGAAGAGGAAGAUGUCCUCCAGAUGGCAGCUGGCAGAUCACGCCGAUGGCCUGGCGAUGCUCUCCACGAUGAGGCUCAGCCGGUCUAAGCUGGACCCUUCCCAACUCCUAUCGGCCGGGCCGCCAUCUGCAACCAACACCCGGUCAGUCUCAAUGCCAACACAAUAUAUUGUAUAG
Nezara viridula (southern green stink bug) is the source of this 246-nucleotide messenger RNA. The record is from the annotation of a GenBank genome assembly. NCBI's taxonomy places the organism in Eukaryota, Metazoa, Arthropoda, Insecta, Hemiptera, Pentatomidae.